Molecule: messenger RNA, 1407 nt
Organism: Penicillium brasilianum
Lineage: Eukaryota; Fungi; Ascomycota; Eurotiomycetes; Eurotiales; Aspergillaceae
Source: the annotation of a GenBank genome assembly
AUGGGCCAGGAAGCAACCCCUCCCUUGCCGGAGGGCAUCUUCUCCCUUCUGGAUACGGAUUUGUACAAGUUGACGAUGCAAUGCGCUAUUCUCAAGUACUUCCCUGAUGUUUACGUGACCUACGGCUUCACGAAUCGGACUCCGCACAUGAAGUUGCGGCGCGGGGCACACAAAUGGCUUCUGGAGCAAAUGGCCAAGCUUGCAAAUGUCCGCGUUACCGCCGAAGAGCGCGCCUGGCUGAAGGAAAAAUGCCCAUACCUCAACGAUACCUACCUCACCUUCCUCGAGUCCUUCCAGCUCCGACCCGACGAGCAAAUCGAUAUCAAGUUCACCCCCACGCAAGACACCGGCAGCGACGAGGAUGAGGGUGUCGUCGAAUACAUCAUCAAGGGUCUCUGGGUGGAUACGAUCUUGUACGAGAUCCCACUGCUGGCACUGACCAGUCAGGCGUAUUUCAUGUUCAGCGAUAAGGACUGGGACCACGAUAACCAGGAGGAGAAGGCAUUCCGCAAGGGCUGUGAGCUUUUGGAGAACGGCUGUGUGUUCUCGGAGUUUGGAUCGCGGCGGCGCAGAGAUUAUCAUACCCAUGAUUUGGUUAUGAAGGGUCUUUGUCGGGCUGCGGAGGAAGGAAAGAAGCGUGGCUGGAAGGGUAAGCUAACCGGUACCAGCAAUGUGCAUUUUGCUAUGAAGUACGAUGUUGGCGCUGUCGGUACCGUGGCGCAUGAGUGGUAUAUGACCAUUGCGGCUAUUACGCAGGACUACGAGAAUGCCAACGAACUGGCGCUGCGGUAUUGGCUUGGCUGCUUUGGCGAGGGUGUCCUCGGCAUUGCUCUCACCGAUACCUUCGGUACACCGGCCUUCCUAGAGGCCUUCCGCAAGCCGAUCCGUGAAGCCCCCGUGCAAAGCGAUGCUUCCGUGAAUCCCCCCGUCAUAGACGAUGUCCACGUUGACCACUCCACCUCCACUAGUACCUACGCCCAGGUCUACACCGGUGUCCGACAGGACUCGGGCGACCCAGCCUACUUUGUCAAGAUGGUGCGCGAAUUCUAUGACCGCGAGGGUAUUACCGAUAAGAAGACUGUCGUUUUCUCGGACUCGCUCAAUAUCGAGAACUGCCUGGAGUACAAGGCGAUCGCCGAGGAAGCCAACUUUAACCCUACGUUCGGUGUGGGCACAUUCUUCACGAAUGACUUCAAAAACAAGUCCAACGGCGAAAAGUCCAAGCCCCUCAACAUCGUCAUCAAAAUCGCCACUGCCAACGGCCGUCCGGCUGUUAAACUGAGCGAUAACAUGGGCAAGAACACCGGUGAUAGCGCCACGGUGCAGGAGGUGAAGAAGAAGCUUGGCUACACCGAGCAAUCGUGGAUCGAGGGCGAUGAGAGCAAUCGCUGGGCUGGAAAGUCAUAG